Molecule: messenger RNA, 2307 nt
Organism: Solanum dulcamara
Lineage: Eukaryota; Viridiplantae; Streptophyta; Magnoliopsida; Solanales; Solanaceae
Product: transcription factor TGA7-like
Exons: 9
Coding region: 770-1861 (363 amino acids)
Biological process (GO): regulation of DNA-templated transcription; DNA-templated transcription
Molecular function (GO): DNA-binding transcription factor activity; sequence-specific DNA binding
Source: RefSeq, a predicted model, not a curated record
UCUAUUUAUUUGUUUAUUUGAUUACAUAAAAUAAUAUGGAUGAACUCUAGCCACCUUUAAUUUUUGGUUUGAUGAGAAACAUAAAAGGCCUUUUCAAAAUAGCAAACAAUUUCUGAAACAGAGUGUUUAGUCAAGCUCAGGUUCUUCUAAUAUACUUUUUUUGUUUCCUAAUGAGAGGUUUAUGAUUAGAAAAUUAAAAACUUAAUUAAUCAUUAAGUUAUUCUUACCUUUGCAUAUGAAUUAUUGUGAAAACUAAUCAUUAGUAGAGUCGAAAAAAGGUUACUGUAAGAACCAAUAAUUGACAUAUGCAACAGUUACUUGGUAAGUUAUUGUGUUCCUAUUCUAGGUGUUCUUUAAAGAAGAAUAUUACCAAAAGUCUUAUUUAUUUCCUUAAAUCUUUAUCUAGUUUGAUGGAUUUCCUUAUUGGAGUCUCUCUUCUUCUUUUUUUACGCGUUAGACGGAGGGGAUUGAUGGUCAAGGGCAUGGAGUAUAGACCAUGAUUCAUUUCCUCAACCAUCAUUUGUGUUUAUUGUGUUUCAGUAAUCGCACUAUUUUGUUGUUAUUGUUCCUUUUCUGAAUGCUCUGUACUGUUUUCCUUAUUAGUUGCUAUGUUUUCUUCACUAUCGUUUUUUCCUUUUCAUAACUACUUUGAUUUGCUGCACUUGAGUUGAGGGUCCUUCAGAAACAUUCUCUCUACCUCCACGAGGUAAGGGUAAGGUCUGGAUAUACUCUACCCUCCCAGACCCCACGUGUGGGAUUUCACCGGUCGAUGAACAUGAGUUCUACAUCAACUCAAUUUGCCCCCACAAGAAGGAUGGGCAUAUUCGAACCGUUCCACCAUAUGAGUAUGUGGGAAGACGUGUUUAGAGGUGAUAUUAUGCCCAGCGCUGGUGCGUGUAUGGUCACACCGACAAAUGACAGGGCAGAUGACAAGUCGGGAUAUACUUCUAGCGACCAACUUAUACCCUCUGGCUCUGAGGAUAAUCAAGCAGGAAAGAGUAUUUCAGACAAGGUACAACGGCGUCUAGCACAGAAUCGUGAAGCUGCACGUAAAAGCCGUAUGAGGAAAAAGGCUUAUGUUCAGCAGCUUGAAAAAAGCAAUUUAAAGCUAGCACAACUUGAAAUGGAACUUGAGAGAGCUCGACAGCAGGGACUGUACAUUUUAGGUUCAAAUGGUAAUAUGGGGCUAAGUUCAACAAUUAAUCCAGGAAUAGCUGCAUUUGAAAUGGAGUAUAGCCUCUGGGUUGAAGAGCAACAAAAAAAGAACGUAGAGUUGAGGAACAUUUUGCAAUCCCAUGUAAGCGAAAUGGAGCUCCAGUUGCUGGUAGAAACCGUCUUAAACCACUACUACAAUCUCUUCCGAAUGAAAGCUGAUGCUGCAAAAGCUGAUGUGUUUUACUUGAUGUCUGGGAUGUGGAGAACUUCGGUGGAGCGAUUUUUCCUCUGGAUUGGAGGAUUCAAGCCAUCUGAACUCAUAAAUAUCGUGAUGCCACAGCUUGAGCCAUUGUCAGAUCAGCAGAUCGUGAAAAUCUGUAAUCUACGACACUGUUGUCAGCAAGCUGAGGAUGCUCUCACUCAGGGAAUGGAUAAACUUCAGCAGACUCUGGCACAGAACAUCCUAACUAUGACCACUGGAAUGGGAAGUUACAGUUCUCAGAUGGUUUCCAGUAUGGAGAAGUUAGAAGCACUUGAGAGUUUCGUUAACCAGGCAGAUCACCUUAGACAGCAAACUCUACAACAAAUGUCACUUGUCUUGACUACACGCCAAUCAGCCAGGGGGCUGCUCGCUUUUGGGGAGUAUCUUCAACGUCUUCGUGCUUUAAGUUCUCUUUGGGCUGCUCGUCCUCGUGAACCUACCUAGCCUCUUAUGAACAAACAGAUGAAGAUGACUUAGUUUCCUCGGCUGUAGCUGUUAACUACGCCUGAACGAGCUGUAUAAGGAAAAUGUAAUCAAAGUCUUGUCUGGACUGAUAUAGUUUUCAGGUGGUGCACUGGCAAGUUUCAAGAAUUUAAUGUGCAUAGGGAAGGGGGAUGUGUAUAAUUCUAGAAUAAGGUGAUAAGAACUUGAUGAGAGUAGAGAAACUUAACUAUGAAACUCAGAGAAUUCUGAAAAAUGUGAUUUUUACAUAUGGUGAAAACUGAAAAAUGUAUUAUGGAGAGAGUUUUCUCCCACUUAUUUUAGUUUGAAAAGAGUAGGUUUGACCACAUCUCAGUGCUCAUAAAGGCACUAGGAGAUGCUGGUCAAUACUCUCUCCUAUUUGAAUCUUAUUUUACAAGUAAUAAAACAUCCUGAUAUCUUUAUCAUUA